Molecule: messenger RNA, 975 nt
Organism: Anolis carolinensis (green anole)
Lineage: Eukaryota; Metazoa; Chordata; Lepidosauria; Squamata; Anolidae
Exons: 3
Coding region: 92-919 (275 amino acids)
Source: RefSeq, a predicted model, not a curated record
CCGAUUGUCUCAAAGGGAGAAGCGAAGGGGAGGCACCCAGGUCAGUGGUCAGUGUUAAUGAGUGUUAGUGAGUGAUCGGAGGCAGGGAGUGAUGUGUAAAGCCCUUGCCAGCCUCUCUUCCCAGAGAGAAAGAGUCUUGAGUUCGGAUCUGUCUGGAGCCCGCUUCCUUGCAGCCAUGAAGCUCCUGGUUGUGCUCUUGGCCUUGACUGCAGUCCCAGGAGGCCAAGCCGUGGCCAUCAGAGAAGCGCCCACUUCGGAGCCCAAGUUAAGACCGUUGAUCGAUAAAAUAUCCAUGUUCGGGAGGGAUGCCUACAUUGCCGUGGUGGAGACAUUCGAGAAAAUAUUAUUCUCUGCACCUAUCACAAUUGUCAACGCCCACCUGUUGAAAGCCUACGAAACCCUCCGGGAGCAAGAGAGAGAGCUUCUUCCGGAGAUCAGGGAAGCGAAGGAGAUCCUUGAUGCCGUCAUGACAAAGUUCUCUCGGGUUCAUCAUGAGUGGAACCUGAACCAAUACGAAUAUAACUUGGAAGGUGUCAAGGAGGCUCUGGCACAGUACGUCGACCCAGUGGCCUCCAAGGCGCUGAAGUACGUGGAGUGGCUGGAGGAGAACAUCAGACCAGUGGUGAUCGAAACGUACCGGCAGGCGUUCGAGAGACCCCGGGACCAGGUGCUGGAGUCCCUGAACAGCCAAGUGUCCUCUUACACCAAGGAGCCGCAAGCUAAAGAGCUAGAAGAAAUCGAGGAAAGCAUCCAGGCCUCAUUGGUCGAAGCAGGCAAGCAGCUCCGGCUGGGGAUGGAGACCCUCCACAAGCAGUUGAAGCCCUACCUGAUCCCGUUCCUCAAUGAGUACAAGAAGUACAAGCCAGCGCUCACAGAGUGGAUGGAAGCACCAUUUUUCCCCCCGCGGAAAAAAGACUGACAAAUCCUAGGCGAAAUGGUUCCCUCUGCAUCACGGAAUAAAUCUUCCCAAAUGAU